Molecule: messenger RNA, 3712 nt
Organism: Panicum hallii
Lineage: Eukaryota; Viridiplantae; Streptophyta; Magnoliopsida; Poales; Poaceae
Product: protein NPGR2
Exons: 7
Coding region: 342-2522 (726 amino acids)
Molecular function (GO): protein binding
Source: RefSeq, a predicted model, not a curated record
AACCAAGGUUUCUCUACCCGUCCGCUGCUUCUUGCAUCCGGCUCAGGAUUUCGAACGGCCCCCAAAUCCGGCUCCAGCUUGCCCUUCCCGAUCUAGCCGCCGUACCUGCGUCCGUAUCCCCACGUCUCCGCCUCUCCGGCACUCUGCUUAAGAACCCCGGUUGGUCUCAAUUGGUGAGAAACACUGGAUCGAAUUGGCUGCCGGGGCCGGGGGUGUUGCAGGAUUCGAUUCUUGGCGGCUGGCCGGCUGCUCGAGCGCUUGACGGAGCUUGGCGAGCUGGGCUUUCUCCAGGUGGGAAAGAUAAUUUGGAGGCAGGAUGGGGCCAGAAAUGAUAGAGCAUUAUGGAGGGUAGGAAGAGGAGGGGAAGAUUCAGGAAUUCUCUCAGGCAGAUGGCGAUGGAGUGUCUGUGCUCCAGUGAGCAGCUGAAUGGGGCUGAUGAGACUGUCAGGUCGUCUGAUUCUACAAUCACAAAAGAUUUCUCGGCCAGCGGGUACUCUUCUAGGAAUGGAGAAAUUGAACAGUACCUUGAUAAUGGCAACAUAGAGGAAGCUGAGUUGUCGCUCCGGGAGGGCAUAUGCCUAAAUUAUGAGGAAGCAAGGGCAUUGCUAGGAAGGCUAGAAUAUCAACGGGGUCAUGUAGAAGCGGCACUCCGUGUCUUUGAUGGAAUAGACAUAUCUGCAUUAGUCCCUAAGAUGAAAAUCUCAAUUGCUAGAAAAGCUGAACGUCGAAAGACCCAUUCACAGUGGGAUUCCCCACCAAUGCCCUUGCAUGCUGUCAGCCUUCACAUGGAGGCGAUAUAUCUCAAAGCAAGAGCGCUUCAUGAUCUUGGAAAAUACAAAGAAGCUGCACGAGAAUGUAGAAUGAUAUUGGAUAUUGUGGAAGCAGCAAUACCUGAGGGUUUGCCACCAGGCUUUGGAAAAGGUUGCAAACUGAAUGAAAUAAUAUGCAAGGCUGUAGAGUUACUCCCUGAGCUGUGGAAAUCAGGGGGCUUUUCACUUGAAGCCAUUUCUUCAUAUAGGAGGUCGCUUCUCAAUAACUGGAAUCUUGAUGGAGAUACUGUAGCAAGGAUACAAAAGAAAUUUGCUGUUUUUCUCUUAUAUAGUGGUUGCGAAGCACGCCCUCCAAAUCUCCAUUCUCAGUUGGAUGGUUCAUUUGUACCUCGCAACAAUAUGGAAGAGGCUAUUCUUCUUUUGAUGAUUCUGUUGAGGAAGUUCAAUCUCAAGAGGAUUGAGCGGGAUCCCUCUGUGAUGCAUCACCUUACUUUUGCACUGGCCAUGUCAGGGCAGCUAAUUCCACUGGCUGGACAAUUUGAAGAACCGCUACCUGGCGUGUUAGAUAAAAUAGAAUGGUUAUAUAAUGUUGCAUUGUGUUACUUAGCAGAAGAAGAUGAUCUGAGUGCCCUGAAUCUACUCAAACAAAUUCUAAAGGCUGGAGAGGAUUCUGAUCAUCUCAAAGAACUUCUCCUAGCUUCAAAGGCUUGUGUUGAGAUAAGUGCUCAUACUGAAGGUGCUUCCUAUGCACGGAGAGCCAUUGCCAAUAUGCAGGGAGGAUGCGAACAGAUGGCCGGAGUUGCAGAGCUGUUGCUUGGUGUUACGCUUUCUAAUCAAGCUAGAAGUGCAAUAUCUGAAACAGAGAGAACUGCUUGGCAGUGUGAAGCACUGGAAGUGCUUGGGAACGCUGACAAGAAGAUGCACGGGAAAGAUUCUAGGGUAUUGUACAGUCUCAGCCUUGAAAAUGCUGAGCAGAGGAAAUUAGAACCAGCUUCUUUUUAUGCAAAGAAGCUGGUGAAACUUGAGGCUGGAUCAGAGCUGAGGAGUUGGCUUCUUUUAGCUCGAAUACUGAGUGCUCAGAAGCAGUUCGCCGAUGCUGAAACAAUUGUUGAUGCUGCUCUAGAUCAGACUGGCAAAUGGAGUCAAGGAGAUCUCUUGCGAACCAAAGCCAGAAUUCAGGCUGCACAGGGUCAAUUCAGAGAUGCAGUUGAGACAUACACCCAACUUCUUGCUAUCAUUCAACUUAGAACGAAAAGUUCAGCUGCUGGGAUUUACUCGGCAAAGGGCAACAAAGAUGAUAAAGGCCUGGAAAUAGAGACCUGGUAUGAUCUAGCUCUCUUGUACCUAGGUAUGGCACAAUGGAGGGAUGCAGAGGUUUGUGUAUUGAAGAUAAGAUCCAUCAGUCCUUAUUCUGCAUUGGCUUGGCAUGCUACAGGAAAAAUAUAUGAAGCAAAAGGUCUUACAAAAGAAGCUUUGGGAGCUUUUUUCAGAGCAUUAGACCUUGAUCCUAAACAUGUCCCAAGUUUGAUAUCGAUUGCCACUGUUCUACGGCAACUUGGUAACAGGCCAUUGUCUUCUGUACGGUGCUUCCUGACUGAUGCAUUGCAACUGGAUAGAACUAAUCAUGUUGCAUGGUUCAAUCUUGGCCUGCUUUACAAAGAGGAAGGUGGCAGAUCAGCAGUUGAAGCUGCUGAAUGCUUUCAAGCUUCUGCUUUUCUUGAAGAAACAGCACCUGUAGAGCCUUUUAGAUGACAGAUAUAUGUACAAGGGCUAUAGAUUUAAGCUGCUGUAUGUAUUUUUUUAUAUAUAUUUCUCCUAUACUGAUAAAAUAGUGGAUUACAGAGUCCCAGGGACGAUCUUCAGGAGAUCAUAGCAUGAGAAACUGUUGGAAAAGGUUUUGUUUAACAAUUCAAUCUAUAGUUCCAAUUUGUUUCUAUGUAGCAACAAGAAAGAUGAUGCUCUUCAACCUUUGUGUAGGAACAGUGCUUACUAUGAUAUACAGAUAUACCAGUACAGAGUGUCGGUGUAUCUUGAGCAAAAUGCUUUCACAUACAAGAUAUCAGACUGCACUGUUCAUUUAUUGAGAAAUUUAAAAAGAUAAAAUAUGUUCUGGGGUCCUUCAGAGUUCACUUCAGUCUAUCAAAUGUAACCUUUCUUGCAUAUCAAUAAUGGAUUAUAAGUUAUUGAUGGUUUCUCUAUUUCCUGACAUCUUCUGUUAAAAAACUUACCCUACUUAACCUUGUAACUUGACAUGAUGAGCCAAAUAGUUCAAAGUCCACAUUGCACAUACUCUGUCACAGAUAGAAUCUAUACAUACUAUUGUGAUAAUACUGUAUAGAUUUCUCUUGAGGCCUUCCUCUCCUCCAUGGAAGGCCCUUUAUUGCUGUCAACUUGUCAUGUUGCAGCUUAGCUUGUUGCAUCAAUUAAUGUGGCAGAUAUUUGUCUCUGUUGAGCAGUAAUGAGAUGGUAUGCCAGCAACUGAAAUUAAAUUAUGUCACUAUCUUCUGGUCUGGUUUUGCCCAAGUCUGAAGGACAAUUGCUGGUGAACAUCUGGAAAGCUCCACCAUGGAGAUCUUGAGUUGUAACAAUGGAACAAGGAGUCAUAGGUAGGAUGCAAAUUGGUGGUUGUCAAUGCAAUUUUCAAGACCAGUAAGGUUUUUUUGGGCAUCCUCUAUGCAAAUCAGAAGGCAGAUAACCCUACCUUGUUCCUUGAAUCCUUGGUAAAGGCAUCAUGAUCUUGUGUUGGUUGGGCGCACCACUGUAGAGCUAAACCAUUUCUAGAUUUGCCACGCCCCGUUUUGUUGGUUGGUGAGGGCUAAUAAUAUCCACCCAAAUAGCAGAUAUAUGCUUGAGAGCCCAAUUUCCAUUGUGCAGCAAGUUUUCUGUUCCAUAGCUGUUCCCUAUUCAGUGAUGCUAAUAUGAGUCGUGUGCUAUGUAUCCAA